This is a messenger RNA of Prinia subflava (tawny-flanked prinia), 7082 nucleotides long. It is a transcript of the gene AMDHD2, whose product is annotated as amidohydrolase domain containing 2. Gene Ontology annotation, biological process: N-acetylglucosamine catabolic process. The record is from RefSeq and is a predicted model, not a curated record. The transcript has 18 exons. Bases 546 to 1901 code for a protein of 451 amino acids. Gene Ontology annotation, molecular function: N-acetylglucosamine-6-phosphate deacetylase activity. NCBI's taxonomy places the organism in Eukaryota, Metazoa, Chordata, Aves, Passeriformes, Cisticolidae.
GAGGACGGCUCAGGUUAGGAUCUCAGCAUGGGGGUUCAGGAUGGGCGCUAAUGAGGAGGGUUUCCGCCGCCGACCUUCUCAAGAUGGCGGCGCCCUUCCCGUGAUGGCGGCUCUCGGGGCCGGUCAGGUGCCGCAGGGCGGGAGGGGAAUCCUGACACGUGCCGAGCGCGCUCACGUGACCAGAGCAGGCGGUGCUGCGGGGUGGGGCCGCGCCCAGGCCACGCCCCCGAGCCCCGGUGCCCCCGGGGUAGGGACAGCACCGCGGGCACGGCGCUCAUUGGGCACCGCGGCGGGGCCCGGCCGCACGGCCCCGCGGGGAUUGUUCCUCACAGCGUCGGCUCAGAGCGCCGGGCAGGGAGAGAGCUCAUUCUCCGCCUCCCCCGGGGCGGUGCUCCGGUGCCCCCCGCCCCUCACCGACUGCCCAGUCCCGCGGCAGCCGCUCGCACCGUAGCCGCGGCCUGGCCUUGCUUCGCCACGCCCGGUCCCCGCCCCCUGCGCCGGUCACCGGGGGGUUCGCGGUUCCCGCCGGCUCCCGCUGCCCCGCGAUGCCGUCUAACAAAUCCGUCUCGGACGCGCCCAUCGUACAGUUCAUCAACUGCCGUAUCCUGAGGGACCACCAGCUCCAGAGGGAGGACCUGUGGGUGCGAGAGGGGAAGAUCCUCAACCCAGAGAAACUCUUCUUUGACGAGAAGGGCUCUGCUGAUGUCCAGCUGGACUGCAAGGACAGCAUCAUCGCCCCAGGUUUCAUCGAUGUCCAGAUCAAUGGAGGCUUCGGGGUGGACUUCUCUCUGGCUACGGAUGACUUCAAAUCAGGUAUUGACCUGGUCAGUCAGAAAAUCCUCUCCCAUGGAGUGACCUCUUUCUGUCCCACCCUGGUGACUUCUCCUCCAUCUGUGUACCACCAGGUUCUCCCUCAGAUCAGUGUAAGAAAUGGUGGAACCCAUGGAGCAGGGAUCCUGGGAGCCCACCUGGAAGGGCCGUUCAUCAGCAAGGAGAAGAAGGGUGCCCACCCAGAACACUGCCUCCGCACCUUUGAGGCAGGUGCCUUCCAGGACCUGCUUGCCACCUAUGGCUCCCUGGACUGUGUCCAGAUAGUGACCCUGGCCCCUGAAAUGAGGAGGAGCAGUGAGGUGAUCCGGGAGCUCACCAAGCGGGGCAUCUGUGUCUCCCUGGGUCACUCAGUGGCUAAUCUGUCCCAGGCUGAAGAGGCUGUGCAGCACGGAGCAACCUUCAUCACUCACCUCUUCAAUGCCAUGCUGCCGUUCCACCACCGUGACCCUGGCAUUGUGGGGCUGCUGACAAGUGACAAGAUUCCUGCUGGGCGGAGGGUCUUCUAUGGCAUGAUUUCUGAUGGCAUUCACACCAACCCUGCUGCCCUGCGCAUCGCCCACCGAGCCCACCCCAAAGGGCUGGUGCUAGUGACAGAUGCAAUCGCUGGCAUGGGGCUGGCACCGGGUCGGCACACGCUGGGUCAGCAGGUGGUCGAGAUCGAUGGGCUGAACACCUACAUCGCAGGCACAAAGACCCUGAGUGGCAGUGUGGCAACCAUGGACACGUGUGUGCGACACUUCCAAGAAGCCACGGGAUGCUCAGUAGAGACUGCGUUGGAGGCGGCGUCUCUGCAUCCUGCUCAGCUCCUGGGGAUUGAACAUAAAAAGGGAACCCUGAAUUAUGACUCCGAUGCAGUGGGAGCUGCAGGGAGACUUGCUCCACCUAGGAUAUGCUCUGGGCUUUUGCUCCAGUGUUUUUUCCCUUGGAUGCUGGUGGUGUUUGGGAAACCCUUUGGAGUGUCCCCCACGUCUCAGCCGAGCAAUUUCCUAAUGCUGAAUGACAGCCUGUAUGUGCAAGCCACGUACAUCGCGGGCGAGGAAGUCUGGCGACAGGAUGUGUCGGGCAUGUGACACUGGGCUGUCCCAGUGCCCUCCAAGGCUCCCUGGCACUGUGGAUAGCAGCUCUGGCAACCACACCACUUCUCUCUUUUGGUUUUUCUUUUUCCCAAUUCCUUCCUGCAACUCCCUUAAAGGAGCCUCAUACCAAAGAGCUGCAUUUUCCAGCUUCCAGUUACAGCCAUGCCUGCCACAAAUUUGUUGAUGCUCAGUUGGUGGCAUGGGGAAAGAAGGCAGCUCUGUGCUGGCAAGGAAUGCCAGUCCUGGAGUGACCUACAGGAUUGCACAGCUGUCCUGCCCCCAGACAGGUGCUCCUGUCACCAUCUGACAGCAGUGAGGAACUAUCCCAGCUUUUGCAUGGUUUAUGCAGCACACACUAACAUGCUCUGCAUCUGAGGCAGACUCAAGCCAUUCCCAUUCCUCUGCCUGCUGUUUGUUUCACUCCCAGGCAGCCAUGACUUGUUAGACAUCAGCUUUCACCAGCUCAACUCGCAGCUCUUCCUGUGACAAGGUUUCUGUUGUUUCAGCAGAAGCUGAGGAUCACAUUUGGAUCUCCCGACAGCCCUUCUGUCGUGUGUCCCCAGAGCAAGGCUGUCACAGCUCACUGGCUCGGUGCCCUUGUGGGGCUGAAUCCUCAGGGCAGAGAUCAAACCCAGGAAUACUAAGGCAUUGCUGGUCCUUUGUGCCUUUUCCCUGCAUGGACAGUGAGUCCACAGAGCUGGAGGUAUGAACAACAUCCUGCCACAUAAAACAAUGUUCCUUUCACUCUUUGCUUUGUCUGGAUGGGUUCUGCAGACUCUGUGGCAGCCAUACCAAGAAGAGCCUUUGCAUCAUCUGAUGGGUUUGUGCAUUCCUCAGGCCAUGAGUGGGGAACUUUUGCUUUAGGGGAUGCAUCCAGACUGGUGGUGGUAGGCUCACGAGCCCUCAGUCCAGCUCAGGCACUGAGGGAGAAGAAAACUGCGGUGAGAUUCUGGACUUUCAAGACAGAUACGAUAGCUCACUAUUUUCUCCUUAUCUUCUCCAAUACUUGACUGCCAGAUUUUUUCCUGACUCUUGGACACUUGUAUGCGAGGCCUGAUGCUGAUUUCGACCCUACUCAACCUCUUAGAAUAAGCCUCAAGAUAAAGUCUGAAGACAACCUUGAAUAAAGCUUAAACCACUAAGGUGGUUUUUGUAGUAAGGGGAAGGCUCAGACAACGGCUGUCUCAGCAAGGGUGGAGAUUGUAAGGCAGACAAAAGUCUGGUUGGGAUUGGCAGAAAUGUACCGAUUUUUCCAAUAUCAUUUUAUAAUCAACAUUUGGAAGUGCUUUCCCAGCACUCUAGAGCCCUUCCGUAAGCCUUGGAGAAUUCCUAACAUCAGCUGCCAAUGUCAAAAGAAAUUAAAACCUCCGUGGUUUGAAGCAUUUGAGAGACACCAAACCCUGUGCUGUGCUGCGCUGUGCUGCGCUGUGCCGCUGCAGUACUGACCUCGUGGGGAUCUUAUGGCUGUUGUUGGAAACAAUCCAAGGGGGGGAAAAUGCCCAUGAAACAAGGUGUCUAACUUUUUAUUUACAACAUUAAAUAAUCAAAAGGAAAUCUAAAACAGAAAUGGGUUUACACAGUAUACCUGUAGAUGUGUAUUAACCUUUUUUGUCUGCCCACGGUGGUGCGUGCUGGCAUGGCCUGUGGCAGGCUGACGUGAGGGGCCAGGGCUGGUGUGGGUGCCCCUGCCUGCGGGGAUUUGGCCCAAGGAAGGCGGCACAACCAGAUACCCGCGGCCCGGCACACGAGUCCGGCAGGUCCCCGUGGGGCUCACGCGAGCAGGAGGGAGGCGCAGAUGCGCUGCCAAGGGGGGCGCUGGGGUCUCCGCCUCGGCGGGCCCGGGCGGAACGGCGGCGCGGCCGCAGCGCUGAGGGCGGCGCCACCGGCCCGGCCCGCCCACCCUGAGCCCGCGGCCGGCGGCGGGGGAGGCCUGCGGGGGGUGCAGGGGUGCUCCGAGAGGGCUCCGCGGACGCCCCCAGCGGGGCCCGAGCUCCAGUUGGCGGUGCCGGCCCGGCCUGGGAGGGGCUGGUCCCGGAGGCCACACGAGGCCCGUAACCGGAGGUGGGUGGUGCCGCUUCCUGCGGCGGCGGCGCGGGGAGCCCGGCAUGGAACGGGUUCCCCAAGGUAUGUUCCAGGAGGAGCUGGAGUGGUGCAUUUUGCAGCUGGAGGCAGAUCUCCACCUCUCUCCACACCCCAGACUGGCAGAAGAGACCUGACACAUUUUCAAGGUCCUGUGCUCCCUGGAGACUCCUCUUGCAGAGACGCAACAAGUGAUGAACAAUAUCUUUGGGGAUUGGCAUCUCAAGAUGGAUGAGGAUCAGAAGAACAUGACAAAAGGCAUGAACCCUGAUGUUGUAGAAGUACAGCCAAGCAAGGGGCAGGCUGCAGAUGGUGUGAAACAGUCUCACCGAACCCCUGAGGCAAAGCCAGAGUUGUUUACAUCAUCUGGCAGCAGCUUCCAAUUUGAUUUUACACUUUCCAAGACCGACCCAGAAGCUGACCCUGGUGACAGUGGUGCUGAGCAGGUAGAAAACAAUGUCAGAGCCACCAAGCAGGAGAACUGGAAUGGAGCCUUGAGGUUUGCUGCCUCUGGACAAGAACCCAAGUUUGUUUUCAACUUUGCCAUCCCAGAUGAAGACUGUCCUCAUCUUCAGUUACUUCCAGCAAGCCAACAUACAGACCACACAGCAGAUCCUUCACUGCCUGCUGAAUCAGCAGCUCUGCCACAGGCUGCAGCCUUGCAGAAGCCUGAGGUGACUCAGUUGACAGGGAAUGCACCCAAAGAGGCUAGAAGCCAUGUCACAUCAAAGAUCCCCCAAACAGAGACAGCCCCUGGAGAUGAGGCAGUGAUAGAGAAAUCAACAGGAGGUGGAGCUGCUGAGAAGAAGAAAAAGAAGAAACAAAAACCACCUGUCAGUAAGAACAAAACAGAAGAAACUGAGACCAGCAGGAAGGCAAAGGCAGAAGCUAACAGCUGUCAAAAUACAGCUACUUCCCAUCAGGAUGAGAAGACCUCUCAGCAGUCAGAUGAGCAGCUGUGGAAAGAGGUGGACUGGUGUGUAAACCAGCUGGAACUCGGCUUGAAGACACAGAAACCCACUCCAAAGCAGGCUGAGGAAGCUCUCAGGGCAAUCAGGACACUGCGCAGUGACAAGGCUCCACUGGUGAAGAAGCGUCAGCUCAUGAGAGCCAUGUUUGGAGACUACAGGAAGAAGAUGCAGGAGGAGCUGUGCAGAGAGCUGAAGCUUAUGGAAACAGCUGCAAAAUCUGCCAGGGUUGUGGAGGUGAAGGGAAGCAAGAAGAAUGGCCAGUUCAUCCGGAAGUGCUUGGGAGCUUGCAGGAAAAGCCAAGGUUCAGCAGAAUCCCCAUCAGAGUCACACAGGACACUUAACACAGGCUUAUUCAAUUUCACAACUCCCCAAGAAUUUCGCUUUAAUUUCUUCUAGAAAAGUCACUUUAACUAAAACUGUGCCAGAUCUCCUGUAAACUGAAGAACGGUGGAAAGAUGCUGUGCAGUAGGAAAUGUCAUGCAUGAAUCUCUGGAUCCUCUUCCAGGGUGCCUUAUCUAGAAGUUUAAACCAGCUCUGCCUGCUAUGCAUAUGACCUCAAAACUCAGCCUACAUAAGUACUCCUCUAUGCUCACACUGGAGAAAGGUAUCUUUGCACCUUGGGUCAGCAGUAUGGAAGGAUCUGCUUUCUUUCCUGUAGAAUUGACAUUAACUGUAGAAUCUGUCUUUUAUACCAUGAGAUUUUCCCUUUCUGCCAUUGCUUUUAAAUAGAGCAGAGCCAUUCUAGCAGCUGAGGUGGCAAUGCAUACAGCAGGGAAUGGUUUGGAAUCAAGAUCCAGCAGUGGAUAGCUGGGUGCUUCCACUCCCUGAGUCUGUGUGAAUGCAGCUUCUGGCAUCCAGCAAAUACCAGCAGUGUGUCAUCCUUGACAUGGAGGAGCACAAGCUCGGGGUCUUUGGGGGAAAGGGAGUUAGAACCAUUUUUGCUCAUUCAUCUCUUUCAUUAACAGGUACAGACCUAGAAUAAAACUGCACAUUAUGAUUUAAUCUAGUCUAGGGAUGUAAGGACAGUUGUUUCCAGGAAAACAGAGAUUUUUUUUCUUGCUGAAACCAGGUUCUGGACAGCUAGGAAGGAUGCACAAUCAGCUCUUAAAUAAAGUUUAUUGUAUAACUAGCUUAGUUACAAAUACCAGUGUCUCAGAGAGAAAAUUAGCUGCAUGCCAGCCUUGGGUGGUGGUAAAAUCAAUUGUCACAGCCUAAAGACUCGUCCAUUUGAUUUGUAUUAAAUUUUGCCUUUUUGAAUACGUAUCCAGUCAAUACUGCUUGAGUCACUGAACCCAUCUCUAAGUUCAGGCAGAAAAUCUUCCCACCAAGCCUAAAAAAUGCUGAAGGAGGAGGAGUGCUAUGAAAAGCUACAUGGUAUCAGGUAUACCUAGGUAGCAGUUAUUUCCUCCCUUUUAUAGUGCGUCAGCCAGUGUGAAAAGUGAAAAAUUGGAGUGUAGGCAGAUUCCAGGGAGUGCUGGGAGAGAUGGUGAAAAAUAUUGGCUCUGAAAGACUAAAAAUUUGAUCUUGGCUCUAAAAAAAAUUUUAUUACUAAGCUCUAAUGCAGGCAGUUGCAUCUUGCGAGCCUUUUUUUUUCUUUUAAAUUCUAAAUAUUUUAAAAGAAUAGUGUAAAGAAUUCCUCUCUGGGCAUAGGUGAAACUGAACCUGGAUAACAUAUAUGAUGAGGAGAAGCAUGGAGAAAUUAGUUGGUCUUUUAAAGUCAAUAGGUGAAAACUGGAAAUCAGGGUUGGCAUAUUUUAUUUGCCAAGGAGCACAGCUGUUACUUUGGAUGUAAAGAACAAUCUUAGACAGUAUUUUUUUUAUUUCCAGGAUUUUACAUUAAACAUACAAAAGCUGUGUCCUUGUCACACUUUUCAUGUUUUCAUGCCAUUUACUGAGAUUCAAGAGCAUCAUCUACAUGACCUUGGAGCUACAGCUGUUUGCUUCCCUGGCUGAUUAUGCAGGAGAUGUCUGGGAAAUAGUUUUUUUUUUUCUCGACAUGUCUCAGGUAAAGCUAGAUCUGCUAAAAUAAUAUAAAAUCCUUGCUGCAGAAGUAUUCUGGAAAACAUUCUUAUGGGGUUUUUCUUUUCUUCUGUUAGAGCUGGGAUUAAAUGCUCAAGAGACGGUG